AUAUAGUUUCUCACACCUUGCUGGCAACUCUGCGAAAAUGGUUGUAACGUGUGAGAUCAGCUUCGAUAAUAACAAGCAGCGCGUCUUCUAUGCCGGCCAGCUCGUGAGCGGUUGUGUGACUUUAAAGUCCGAUAAAGUGAAGGAAGUGCAAGCCAUACAACUUAAGAUUGUGGGCUAUUCUGUAACAAAAUGGUCCGAAAGGCACAGAGCGACGACCAAACUAUAUGCAGGUCGGGAGGAUUAUCUAUCGUCCGUCACAUAUUUGCUGGGCUCCGAGCAGAACACUGACAGACUCACCAUAAGUGCGGGCGUUCACACCUACAACUUUGCCUGCCAACUGCCCUAUCAGUGUCCUUCGUCCUUUGAGGGACGCUAUGGCUGCAUACGCUAUAUAGCCAAAGUGGAGCUGCUGCGGCCCUGGAAGUUCCAUCAGGCCUACACGCACGGCUUCACAGUGCUCAAGAUGAUGGACUUGAACUUCGAGACGCCACAGCUGAAGUUGGCUGCCCAUAGCGAGGGUUAUCGCACGUUCUGCUGUGGCCCCUGCAAGACAGAGCCGCUAAAAAUGGAGCUGCAUCUGCCGCAAGCGGGCUACGUGCCCGGACAACGCAUUCCCGUGACUGUGGUGGUCAUAAAUAAUACCGGUGUGGCUGUUUCGGAGCUGCGUCUCUCGCUCGUCAUGCUCAUUCGCUAUUUCAGCGUCACUCCCGAGCACUCGCGGGUGGAGCGCAUUGUGGUUAGCAAGGCCAAAGGCGACUCCGUGCUGCGUCAAAGCACUCGCUCCAUGACCAUCGAUCUGCUGGUGCCGGCCACUCCCCCCACCUGCCUCAGUCUCUGCAAUCUGAUACAAGUCGCCUACCAGCUGGAAGUGGAGGCCUUGAUAAAGAGCCUGCGGGAGCAGCAGGUGAUGACCAUGCCAGUUACCAUCGGCACCAUACCCUUGGCCGUGGCUGGCGUGGUGGUUCAGCAACCGCCCCGUCGGAGCGCCCACUAUGAGGCCCCAUCGAACAGAAACUCGAACGAUGAACUGCCCAUAGUAACGGCCAUAGCCAAUGUGCCGAAUCAGCUAACCCCCAGUUCCGCAGAUAUACCUCCCCCCGCAUAUGAGGAGUCGAAAUACACGGUGCGGGGAAACAUCAACGAGGAGGAACUGCACGCCUUCGGAGCCAACGAAUUCGCCCCCUUGUACCCCAUUUAUAGUAUGCCCAGUCCAAAGCCGGUUCUAACACCGAAUAGUCGAAACAUCGGUUACAUCAACCAGACUUUUGAAAAGUGAACGCAUGCGCUGUUCCAGCUCCAGAAUAGUUCUAAGGUUGUUGCGUACGCUUAAUAUUAAAUCGGGGUGAGGCUGUAAGAUAUGAAACUUUAUUAUAUAUUUCACCAAGCAGUGCAUUUAUACCCUAUAAUUGGAGAGACGAGGGUGUGUACCUUUUGUGAGAAUCCAUGCAACACUAUAGAAAUGUAAAAAUACUCCUAACUUGUAUAUUUCAAAAGCUAAGAGCACCAAAUUUUUGGAUCGUUUAUUAAAUGGAAUAAUAUAUCAGAUAAUCAAAAUUGAUAAAAAACAAAAAACAUAUUUUUUGAGGCCAAUAAGUAAAAAAAUGAACCAUUUCUUGCAGAGUGUGCAAAAGUCGACCGUGAGGGAGACAUUUUCGUGGGGGUAGAAAAUAUUUAAUGUCCGGGGGUGUUUCCAGCAAGUGGUGUGCUAUACACACAGAGAAAUCUUGCAUUGUAGAAAGAAAUGCAUUCUUAAAAAAAUGUGAAUUCUGAUUUUGCUUUGGUUUGAAUAGGUGAAAUUCUUAGAAAGGAAUAUUAAUAUGCAUUCAUUGUUAAUAAAGUGUACAUAAGCAGAUU
This is a messenger RNA of Scaptodrosophila lebanonensis, 1854 nucleotides long. RefSeq names its product arrestin domain-containing protein 17. The transcript is spliced from 5 exons. Lineage: Eukaryota; Metazoa; Arthropoda; Insecta; Diptera; Drosophilidae. Gene Ontology annotation, biological process: protein transport. The coding region runs from base 38 to 1276 and encodes 412 amino acids. Gene Ontology annotation, cellular component: cytoplasm. The record is from RefSeq and is a predicted model, not a curated record.